AAGACUGCUUGAGAAACAGACAAUCCGUGGAUUUUUUUUUUUACCAUUAAACAACUUCAUCAGGUGGAGAUUUUUUUCCAGAAGAAACCCAGAAGAUCUUUAUUUCCCAUCCAAGGCUGAUUAUUGUGGAUGCCUCGUUAUGUAAGCCAUUGCUUCUUCCGCCCUGGAUCCUUUCGACCUUCUGAACUCGGUCACUUCUCAUUCAUUCAGAUCUGAAACUGUCAGAUCCGAGGGACUUUUUUCAGCCCUUCAUCCCAGUUGGAUUCUGCUUCAGCCAUGUUGCGCUGCGUUCUUCAGCGGGCUAACAACCUGAGGCGAUCUGACCCUCUGGCCAGUGUCACGUUUAGAGGGUCAAAGAAGAAGACAAAGGUCAUUAAAAACAACCCCAACCCAGUCUGGAACGAGGGAUUUGAAUGGGACCUAAAGGGGAUUCCUCUGGACUCUGGAGCAGAAAUUCACUGUGUGGUCAAAGAUCAUGAGAAAAUGGGAAGAAACAGGUUUCUGGGUGAAUGUCGGCUCGGUCUCAGAGACGUUCUCAACUCUCCCAACUUUGCUGCCACCUUCACCGUCUCCCUGCUGGACACAAAGAGGAACAACACAGGGGCCACGCUGACCCUGCAGGUCUCCUACCUCCCUCCUCCAGGAUCUGCUCCCAUUUUCCAUCCUCCCUCACAGCCGGAGUCUCUUCCUCACAGCAACCCCAACAUAGAGCUGGACACAGUUACAAUGAUCUCUCUGGAUACUUUGGGAGAGGAGGACACAGAGAGUAUGAUCAUGGUUGAGCCUGCGGAGGAAGCAGGAGUUGACGACAGUCGGUCCCUGGUGAUCAUUGGCCCCCCGGGGCCUCCUGGCCAGGAGUCGCCCACCAACCAGACGCCCAAACGCUCCCCGCCGGCCUACAACAGGCAUGGAGGGCUGAAGAAGAGGAGGAGAGGCACCAGCAGUCAGCCAAAACAGCUGGCCAACAAACCUCAGGACAUACAGGUUCGCGUUCGGGUCGUUGAAGCUCGACAGUUACCUGGAGUCAACAUCAAACCCGUAGUGAAGGUGGCAGUCGCCGGGCAGACUAAGAGAACCCGCAUCAGAAAGGGAAACAACCCGGUGUUCGAUGAGACGUUCUUCCUGAACUUUUACGAGACGCCUUCAGAGCUGUUUGACGAACCCAUCUUCAUCACUGUGUGCGACUCUCGCUCACUAAGAACUGAUGCUGUAAUCGGUGAAUUCAAGUUGGAUGUCGGCACUGUCUACAAUGAACACAGACAUUGCUUUUUGAGGAAAUGGCUUCUGCUGUGUGACCCUGACGACUUCUCUGCUGGGGUCAGAGGUUACCUGAAAGUCAGCGUGUUUGUCCUGGCAGCUGGCGAUGAACCACCGGCUGAUAAACGGGAGUGUGUUGAGGAGAAAGAGGACAUCGAAGGAAACCUGCUGAGACCGGCCGGACUCUCCCUGAGAGGGGCCGUCUUCACGCUCAGGAUCUUCAGAGCUGAAGAUUUACCUCAAAUGGACGACGCCUUCAUGGAUGGAAUGAGGCAGAUUCUCGGGUUUGACACCAACAGAAAGAACUUGGUGGAUCCGUUGGUGGAGAUCCACUUUGCUGGAAAGACGGUCUGCACCAAGAUUUUGGAGAAAAAUGCCAAUCCUCAGUGGAACCAAAGCCUGGCAAUGCCAAUUAGAUUUCCCUCAAUGUGUGAGAAGAUGAGGAUUCGACUUGUGGACUGGGACAGAGCCAGUCACAACGAUGUGAUCGGUACCACCCACCUCUGCAUGUCUAAGAUCUCGGCCCCUGGAGGAGAGAUCGACGAUGACUUGACUCCUCGGACCGUCCACUCAGGAAUUGAUGACAGCCUUGGUUUCCUGCCGACGUUUGGGCCGUGUUUUGUCAAUCUGUACGGGAGUCCCAGAGAGUUCACCGCCUUUAACGACCCUCAUGAAGCUCUAAACCUGGGAAAAGGUGAAGGCGUGGCGUACCGCGGCAGAAUUUUACUUGAACUGACCACCAAGCUGACGGAGAAGCUGGAGCACCAACCGGAAGACAUCCCAUCAGACGACCUGCUGGUGGUGGAGAAGUUCCUCAGAAAGAGGAAGUUUUCUCUGUUUGUGGCGUUUUACUCAGCCACGCUCCUGCAGGACGUCGACGACGCUAUCCAGUUUGAGGUCAGCAUCGGUAACUAUGGCAACAAGUUCGACUACACCUGCCUCCCUCUGGCCUCCACGACACAGUUCAGCAGGGCUGUGUUUGACGGUUGCCACUACUAUUACCUCCCUUGGGGAAACAUCAAGCCGGUGGUAGUUCUGUCGUCAGAGUGGGAAGACAUUCGACCGAGGAUUGAGGCUCUCAACAUGCUGCUCGCCAUCAUAGAUAGACUGGAGACAAACCUGCAGCAGGUGCAGCUGGAGGUCAAGGCAGGGAGCGAUAUGGAAAAUGUAGAACUGCGAGUUGUAGAGCUGCUGGAUCAUCUAAUCGCAGACUGCAGUGAGGAGCUGCCCGCCCUCGACAGGUGGCAGUGCGCCACUCCUCUCGAUCGCUCGCUCAGGCACAUCCGCAGCCUCCACUUGCAGCAGAUCAUGGCGGCGGCGCUGGCGCUGAAACAUGGACCAGAAACCGAGCUUUCUUUGGUGCUGGAGCAGGCAGAAGACUGGGCCAACCGACUGAAGACGAUCGCUGAGGAGCCUCAGAACAGCCUUCCAGACAUUGUGAUCUGGAUGCUGCAGGGUGACCGCCGGGUUGCGUAUCACCGCAUCCCAGCGCACACAGUUCUAUUCUCCCAGCAGUACUGUGGGAAACACUGCGGACAGCUGCAGAGCGUCUUUCUCAAGUACCCGCAGGGCAGCGGCGGAGAAGCCAAACUUCCGGGUCAGCUGAGGGUGAAGGUGUGGUUCGGCCUAGCUGCUGACGCCAAACACUUCAACCAGUUUGCUGAAGGAAAACUGUCCGUGUUUGCUGAGACGUACGAGAACCAGACCCGGCUGGCUCUGGUGGGAAGCUGGGGAACGACGGGUCUGACCUACCCGAAGUUCAGCGACGUCACGGGGAGAGUGAAGCUGCCCAAAGAGAGCUUCAAGCCGUCACCUGGAUGGACCUGGGCUGGAGACUGGUUCAUCAGCCCCGAGAGGACGCUGCUGUUUGACGUGGAUGCCGGUCACAUGACCUUCACAGAGGAGGUGUUUGAGAACCAGUUGAGGUUGCCGGGUGGACAGUGGAUCGGCAUGCCGGAGGGCUACACCGACGUGAACGGGGAGAAAACGGUGCCGAAAGACGAGGUGGAGUGUCCUCCUGGGUGGGUGUGGGACGAGGUGGAGUGGAGCGAAGAUCUCAACAGAGCUGUUGAUGAUCAAGGUUGGGAGUACGGCAUCACCAUUCCUCCGGACCGCCGACCAAAGUCUUGGGUUCCUGCAGAGAAGAUGUACCACACCAACCGGAGGAGGCGAUGGAUCCGGAUGAGACGGAGAGACCAGCAGAAGAUGGAGGCUCUCAGGAAGCAGCGACCGGAUGAUACAGACAAGGAGGGCUGGGAGUACGCCUCGCUGUUCGGCUGGAACUUCCACCUGAAGCCCAGGAAGACGGACAGCUUCAGGAGGCGCAGGUGGCGCUGCCGCAUGGAGCCGCUGGAGAAGACCGGACCGGCCGCCAUCUUUGCUCUGGAAUGUUCUCUGAGCAGCAUAGAGGACAAACAUGACGACAAGUCAGUCACCACCACUUUUGGCGUCAACAGACCAACCAUUUCCUGUUUCUUUGACCGAGGGACCCGCUACCACCUGCGCUGCUACAUGUAUCAAGCCAGAGACCUGCUGCCAAUGGACAAAGACAGUUUCUCAGACCCCUACGCCAUCGUGUCGUUCCUCCAUCAGUCCCAGAGGACGGUGACCGUCCGCAACACCCUCAACCCCACCUGGGAUCAGACGCUCAUCUUCUACGAGGUGGAGAUUUUCGGAGACCCUGAUGCGACGGCGGCCAAUCCCCCCAACAUUGUGGUGGAGCUUUAUGACGAGGACUCAUAUGGAGCGGAUGAGUUCAUGGGUCGCUGCGUGUGCCAGCCGUCCCUCGCUCCAUCGCCUCGACUCGCCUGGUUUCCUAUUCGCAGAGGCAGUUCGGGCGCCGGCGAGCUGCUGGCCGCCUUCGAGCUCACACGUAGAGAAAAGCCAGCAGUUCACCACCUUCCAGGACUAGAGGGUGAUGCCGUCAGUUCAGCCCACGUUCUGGACGAGUUGAUGUUUCCAGGAUUCCUGUCUGAAAACCUGCAGCAAUGGCCAGACGAGUCGGACCUUCCCUAUCCGCCCCCCCAAAGAGAACCCAAUGUCUUCAUGGUUCCCCAGGGGAUCAAACCCGUUCUGCAGAGAACGGCCAUCGAGAUCUUAGCGUGGGGCGUUCGAAACCUAAAGAGCUUCCAGCUGUCCAGCGUUACGUCUCCCAGCCUGCAGGUGGAGUGUGGAGGCAGCAUGGUGCAGAGCUGCGUCAUCCGCAGCGUGAAGAAGAAGCCAAACUUUGACGUCAACACGCUCAUCCUUGAUGUGAGACUUCCCCGUGAGGAGCUCUACAUGCCGCCCAUCGUAAUCAAAGUCAUUGACAACCGUCAGUUUGGGAGGAAGCCAGUGGUCGGUCAGUGCACCAUCCGGUCGCUUGAGGAGUACCGACGCACACAAGAGGAAGAGCGAGCGGAGGAGGAGGAGGAGGAGGAAGGGCACGGCUGGAGACGCGAGACACCAACGUUGACCUCUGGGGAAGUCUUUGUCGACAUUGAUGAUCAGGAGCCGCUUGUUCCUGACCAGUUUGCAGAUGGAGCCAGUUCAGCUAUCAUUAACCUCUCGACCUCUAGUUCCAGCCUGCAUGGAGAGGAGUCCAUGGAUUGGUGGAGUAAAUUCUACGCAUCCAUCGGAGAGAAAAACAAAUGUGGUACUUACUUAGAGAGAGGCUUUGACACCCUGAAGGUGUAUGACCAGGAGUUGGAGAAGGUUGAAGGAUUUGAGGGCCUCUCUGAUUUCUGCCAAACAUUCAAACUGUACAGAGGAAAGACUCAGGAUGAAGGAGAAGACCCUUCAGUGGUGGGAGAGUUCAAGGGUAUGUUUAAGAUCUACCCGGUGCCAGACGACCCGUCAGCUCCUGCUCCGCCCAGGCAGUUCAAGAAGCUGCCUCCCAACGGCAUCGAGGACUGUCUGGUCCGGGUCUACGUCAUCCAGGCCCAAGGACUGCAGCCCAAAGACGCUAAUGGGAAGUGUGACCCUUACGUCAAGGUCACCGUGGGGAAGAAGAGCAUCAGUGACCAUGAGAACUACAUCCCCUGCACCUUGGACCCGGUGUUUGGAAGGUUGUUCGAGCUCACCUGCUCCCUCCCUCUGGAGAAAGACCUGCGGGUGACGUUGUACGACCAUGACAUGCUCACCAAAGACGAGAAGAUCGGAGAGACGCUGAUCGACCUGGAGAACCGCUUCCUGUCCAAAUAUGGAGCCACGUGCGGCCUGCCGCAGUCCUACUGCAUAUCAGGGGUAAACCAGUGGAGGGAUCAGCUGACUCCCAGGCAGCUGCUCUGCAGGCUGUGUGAGCGACGAAACCUGAGGAAGCCCGUGUAUGAAGACGAAGCAGUCCGGUUCAGAGGGCAGAGAUACACGGCCGCAGACCUGGAUGACAGAGACGUGUCCAAGCAAUACCUCGGUCCACUCAAGGAGCGGCUGUCCCUUCACAUCCUGAGGAAAAUGGGCCUGGUACCCGAGCAUGUGGAGGUCCGACCACUUUACAGCCCGCUGCAGCCCGACAUAGAGCAGGGGCGACUGAUGAUGUGGGUGGACGUCUUCCCCAAGUCUCUUGGACCGCCUGGACCCCCGUUCAACGUUAUGCCACGCAAGGCCAAGAAGUUCUUCCUGCGUUGCAUCAUCUGGAACACCAGCGACGUCAUCCUGGACGAUGUCAGCAUCAGCGGCGAAAGGAUGAGCGACAUCUACGUCAAAGGCUGGCUCGACGGACAUGAACACAACAAGCAGAAGACGGACGUCCAUUACCGCUCACUGGGCGGCGAGGGAAACUUCAACUACAGGUUCCUGUUUCCCUUCCACUACCUGCCAGCAGAACAGCUCUGCGUCGUCGAUAGGAAGGAACAUUUCUGGAACAUCGAUAAAACUGAAACCAAGCUGGCUCCUAAACUCACCAUUCAGAUCUGGGACAAUGACAAGUUCUCCUUUGACGACUACCUUGGCCACGUGGCGAUGGACCUGAACCACAUGCUGCGUCCUGCCAAGUCUCCAGAGAAAUGCACCCUGCAGACGCUGGACCAACCCACAGACAAACUGGUGUCUCUGUUCGAGCAGAAGACGGUCAAAGGGUGGUGGCCCUGCACCUGUGAGAAAAACGGGGAGAAGAUCAUCGCGGGGAAGGUGGAGAUGUCUCUGGAGAUAGUGACGGAGCAGGAACAGGAGGAGAGACCGGCCGGACUCGGCAGGGACGAGCCCAACAUGAACCCACACCUGGAGGAGCCUCAGCGUCCUGAGACAUCCUUCCUGUGGUUCUCCUCCCCCUAUAAGACCCUCAAGUUCAUCGUGUGGCGGCGAUUCAAAUGGUUAAUCAUUCUUUUCAUCAUCCUCUUCCUCAUCUUCCUCUUCCUCGGUGUCUUCCUCUACUCCUUCCCGAACUAUGCUGCCAUGAAGAUGGUUGGACCGUUUGGACCACCCAAAGUUAGCGGUCAAUGAAGAAGAAAUGUGAGAAAUUAGAACAAAAAGACAAAAUUAUAAAGGGAAAAACAUUUUUGAAAGUGAAAAUCAUGAACCCAAACUCUGUACCUUUAUUAUAUCUCGACACAACACAGAUUUAUUUUAGCUCUCAUAAAACAAUUCAGAACAUCUGCAUGAUACAAAAAACAAACAAAAACAUUUUUAAUGCUAUAAGAUGCAAAAUCAAAGCAGGCAAUAAUCCAAAGAUACUUUAUUUAUCCAAAAGAGAAAUUAAAUGUUGUUGCAGAUUGUGAUGCUGUGGUCAGGAAGAAUUUCCACUAGCAGUCAGUCUUCCAACGCACCUGUAGAUGCCUCUGACUGAAGACUGUUCCAUGACAUCCUAACAGCUGAAUAAACAGGAAGCAGAGGUGAUUUUCCACAGUAAAAUCACCUCUGCUUUUACUGAGGUGAAAGCAGUAAAAGCUUUCACCUUUUUUGCUAUCAUUGCUAGCAAAAAAGCAUUGAUUGUUAUUUUGCUAGCAAUGCUAAUCCACCUCAUUUCCUUUGCUGCUCCAUUUUAAGUAAAGCCGAGCAGAGAGAUGCUGGUGUAGGGGAUAUGAUGAUGUGAUCCCUCUCUCUCUGCCUCCUUUUUCAACUCCUCUCAGAUUUGAGGUCAAAGUUCAUGCAUUAUUUGAAUUUUUGAGAUGCUAAUCGGCUGCUUCUAGUUGUAAAAACAAUACUUUGUUGCUAUGGUUAUGCGUCAUAAUUGUCCAAAAGUAGAAAAAAGAAAAAAGAAGGAAGAGCAAAAGCCUAAACUGUCCAGACUUGAAACGUUUCAACCAAAUAAAUUUUGAACAAAAGUAAGACGUUGGUUUGUUUUGCUCAGAGUCUCGGUGAGUCACAUGAUGCGUUCAGGUGUUGUGGGAUUUCUUUUUAACAUUUUCCUGUUUGUCUUCACUUAAUCGUCUUUAUUUAAUUUAACGUUUUUGUUUUUGCCUCUUUUGUCUCUUAUUAUUAGUCGCCUUUCUGCUCCAGGGCUGUUCAAUUUGCGGCCCGGGGCCAUUUGUGGCACUUACACUGAUUUUUUUGUGGCCCCCAACUUUUCAGUUUUAAUCAUCGGAAAAUUAUUGACAUAAUUUGUUUGCAAUUAACAAUAUUAAUUACAAUUCAAAGUAUUGUUUUUACAACCAAACUUUUGGAAACUUUCACUGAAAGGUUGAUUGAUCUGAGCAUAAAUCAGCUCUUAUUUAAUUUACUAAACUCUUCUAAAUAUAUGGCAAGUAUUUUAGAAAAAUUACCCAAAUCCUGGUCUUAUGAUUGAAUACAGUUGUUCAUCUCAUCAAAAAAUAAUUUAAAAACAAAAUUUUAAUGUAGAAAAUUAUCAAAAUCCUUGUUAAUGAAUGAAUAACAUCAAUUUCCUACAAAAAAACUAAACAACCACGAUGCUUUAUUCACUGGAUUUUAGUCCUUUAUAUUUUAUUAUUAUUUUAUGGUGGUAAAGUAAACACUGAAAAAAGCUAAACAAACUUUGAAUCACCAUCUGUAUUUUUAGGUUAUGUUCCGUCUGUUAGCUCAGCCUAAGUGACAGUAAUGUAGCCUAGCAUAAACCUGUCGUCAUCCGGCCUCUCGGUCCUCAGGGUUCAGCAGGUUAAGUCUCGGAUUUGUUCUUGUUGAUCUCAGAGCUUCAGUUUUAUUAGUUCAGAGAUGAAGCAAGUUGAUACGAUCUCAUAUCACCGCCGUCUGUGUGAGCGGCGUGUAGCUCCUACAGCAAUAAGAACAAUCAGGAACGUUUCGAUAGUUUAAACACAAAAAAAUUGUUCAAUUCCUAACAAAUCUGGAUCAAAACAGCCUUUAAAUUUACCAAAACUAUUCAGAAUCAAAAGACUAAAAUAAAGCAAAACAUCCAGAUUUGGGAACGUAGCAGGAUGCGUUCAGGCGCAGAAACGGUUCUGUUUGGUUUAGGCAGUGGAGGGUGAAAACUUUACACUCAGGUUUUACAUUAGCUAAGUGGUGGGCACAUUUCUGCUAAUGCUACUAUCCUAAAGCUACUGCUGAACACUGCAAAAACACAAAACCUUAAUUCAUUUUGGUUUAGUUUCUAGACCAAGUAUCUUAUUUAACUUGAAAUAAGACAAACUAACUCAAAAGUUACUUUUCAGCAAGAUGUAGAGGCUUGUUUUAUGUAAAUGAUUCCUUAAUAUUGAUGAAAAAGUUCUAUUGACAGAUUAUAGCUGAGUCCGAAUCCAAGGUCUGCAUCCUUGGAAGGAGCCGGUCUACGUAGACCGGCAGUGAAUAAACGUCGACCAGCGGAGAAAAGCUGUGAUUUCGGACAGGUCUGGCCCCGCCCCCACCUCAGUGUAACUCAUGUUGCCUAGCAACCGUAACAGCGUGAAGCAGAGAGCGGCGAAGAAAAAAACCCAAACGUAGCUGAAGUUUGUUUUUCAGUCAUGCAUUACUCCUGAUUUCUGUAUUAUUGUUCACCUUUAUAGUAAAGGCUGUUCCAUAGUAAAAAAUAAAUCUGUUAGUUUGGUUCUAAAACGUUCAAACAUGUUUUGCACAUUUCUACCAGGAAUAAAUAUAAGAAAAUUAGUCAUUUUCAAAUAUAAUACUCUCCAAAUCUCAGAUAAACCAUUACAGUUAAAUAAAACUAGUACGUUUGAAGGCUUAACUUUAAUCAAUCAAACCGAUUGAUUCAGGAAUAAAUUAGAUACUUCGGUAAACCAAACAUUUUGGAACUAGAUAUUACCUGUCUGGAUAAUAUCGGUGUUUAACUUCCACUCAUUGGGGAAAGCCAGCGGGAGUUUUUAUAUCAAUGUAUCAGGAGUCAGGCGUUCUCCUCCGGUGUACCGAACCUGAAGCGCCCGGCCAGCCGGCAGCUGGCGAGGGGAGCUGGCUGUUAACGCAGCGGGAGCAGACAUGUCCCAAAAUGUUUUGGUGAACCGAGCAGAUAUUUGAGACUAACACUCUUACAUUCUCACCUAAAAAUAUUGUGCAAAAUCACAACGUUUUUAGUUGUGUCAUUUAAAGUGCAAUAUAACAACAUAACUUGUCUUUCUUCACCGCUAUUGUCGCUCUGCCUGAACGCCCGGUUGGGACCCGCAAUGAAUUAUGGGAUAUGGUGGGCCGUGAAGGAUACACCGGACCCAUCCUUCAAAUCUGGGGAAAAGAAGGACGAAGUGUUCGAAUUCAGACAGGCUAUGAUGUAAUCAACCUGCAAAUCCGUCCUUCGCAGGAUGCAGACCCUGAAUUUGGACACAGCUUAUUUCACUUAUAACAUGGGGAAAAUGUCGUGUUAUAACUGAAAUAAUCUGCCAGUGGAACUAGAACUCUGUUGCUAGGUAACGGGCUGGCCUUGGCUGGGGUUGCUAGGUAACGGCACCAAUGGAACUAGAACUUUCUCAUCGAUAUUAAGAAAUUAUUUACUUAAAACAAGCCUCUGUAUCUUGCUGAAAAGUUGUUUGUAAGUUAACUUGUCCUAUUUCAAGUUUACUAAUGCAUUUUCACUGGAAACUAAACCAAAAUUACUUGGUAAUAUUCUGUGUUUUUGCAGUGCAGAGGUUAGCCUACCACUGUUGAAAGUGAUUUAAAUAUUUGCAGGGAGAUGCAUUUAUUUAGUAUUUUGUGUUCUUGUCUAGAAACACUAAACAUCCUUUUUUUAUUUAGACAAUCCCGCUUCUGACUUUAACUUCUUCAGAUACCUUCAAAAAUUUAAACUCAGAGCUGUUCUCUCCUGAUUUUUUACGGCUGUCAGUGAAUGCAACGUGCCUUCUUUAACUGAUGGAAAAAAGUGACCUUAAGAGUUGGUUUUAUUUUGAAAAGUUGUGUAAGAUUUUGUGUUUCUGCAUGAGACAAAUCUGUUUGCUGCUGUUACUGUAAAAUAUGAAAUGCUUGAAGGCAAACAGCCUGAAUGUAUUCUGACAUGAUGUGUGUUUGACCUGCUGUAUCUGCAGAGUCGUGUCGUCAAUAUUAUCAAUAAAACCGAUCAAUCUGUUUCAA
Molecule: messenger RNA, 10632 nt
Organism: Gambusia affinis (western mosquitofish)
Lineage: Eukaryota; Metazoa; Chordata; Actinopteri; Cyprinodontiformes; Poeciliidae
Gene: dysf
Product: dysferlin, limb girdle muscular dystrophy 2B (autosomal recessive)
Exons: 57
Coding region: 277-6675 (2132 amino acids)
Biological process (GO): vesicle fusion; monocyte activation involved in immune response; T-tubule organization
Cellular component (GO): cytoplasmic vesicle; T-tubule; membrane
Molecular function (GO): calcium-dependent phospholipid binding; calcium ion binding
Source: RefSeq, a predicted model, not a curated record